Molecule: messenger RNA, 3281 nt
Organism: Cinara cedri
Lineage: Eukaryota; Metazoa; Arthropoda; Insecta; Hemiptera; Aphididae
Source: the annotation of a GenBank genome assembly
CCUAUAUAGGCGUGUGAGUGUCAAUUGUAAAUUAGUGUACGAAUACAUACCUGCCCGUGCUGUUGUUCAUCAAUAAUUAUUAUUUUGAAAUAUUUGUUAAAUACAAUAUUAAAUAAUAUUAUGAAAUUUACAGUCAUAUCGAUACCGUUGAUUAGUUUAGUUCUGCUUUUCGGAUCAAGUGAGUAUUUUUUAUUUUGUUGUCAUUUAAUUUUCUUAAUAGUUUAAAUUUGCCCAUGUAGAUUUGCAAUAAUAUUAUAUACAUUUUCUGUAAUAACUAGCAAAUAUAUUAUACUCUAUAGUAAGUACCUAUACAGUAUGCUGCCUCGGAGAGGGAGGGGAUAUACAAAUUAUUUGCGAAGUCAGUUUUUCGGGUUUUAAACAUAAACAAACCAUUAAAAGAACCAAAAAGGUAUCAUAAAUUAUUUUAAAUAUGAAAAUCACUCAUAAUUAACAAUAUCAAUGUACAUACAUAUUGUAUCAAUAUCAUUAUUAGAAGCAGAAUAUUUUAAACCGUGGUUAUUCAGUUGCAUAAUCGCACAGAUUAGACCGCCAACGAUGCAUCGUUAUCAUUUAUGUUAUUAUCAACAAACAAUGUUUGUUAUAUUAGAGUACAUAUCCAUUUACGUAACUGAUAACAAUGUUUGUAAAUAGAUAAAAAGAAACUAUGAUAUAACUUUGUUAUUUUUACUUCGAAUUAAAAAAAGUCAACAAAUAUUUAUAUUUCCUAAUGAUUGACAUAAAAUUUAAUUUUGUUUCGUAGACCUUAGUGUACAAACACUCAAAUUGUAAUGCGCACAUGCACAUUCGUGGUGCAAAUAAAGACAGAGUCUGCUAACACAACAGAAUACCUAUAAUUUCAUCGUUUUAUAUUAAUUAUUAUUAUAGGUAUUAUGUAGGUACAUUAUUAUGUUACGUAUAUUGUGUAUUAUUAUUACGAUAAAUAUCGUUAAUGUAAAGAAUGAUGAUAAUCAAUCAACAAUUAUUUAUCAAUUUCCUGCACUAAAUAUCAGUUAGUUGAUUUUGUUUUUAAUUUAAUUUUAAUUAACUUACGCUCAAUCGGGCAAUUUAAAAAGAAUUAAAGAUGCUUAUAAUACUAAGUUUUAAGUACUUGACAGAAGUUAAAUAAUUUUAAAACAGAAUAAAAACAGAUUAAAAGAAUAAUAACAUAAUAUAUAAUAGUCCAAGAACUAAACUACAGUUACGACACAUUGUUAAACAAGCGGAGCAUACAAUGAAAUGGAUAAUUGCCAUAAGAAGAAGAGUGGGAUGAUACAUAAAAAGGAGUGUGGUCCCUGGUAAGAUAAGAUGGGACACAGAACUGGAUGUUAGAAAGAAUAAUGAGAGCAUCGAGGGAGCCGCUCAGGAGAGACGGAACAAAACUAAUGCCAGCAAUUAAUCGACGCACAGAGAGCGUUGAGAUGUUUAAAGCUUGGUGAACAAGCAAAAGGUUAAAAAGAUAUAAUAGUGUUAAAUAUAUAUAUAUAUAUAUAUAUAUAUAUAUCAUAUAUACACAUAACCAUAAAUAUAUAUUACAAUACCUGUUAUUUGAUAAUAAAAAAAAGAAAGGCCAAAAUGGAUCAAUCUCCCCUCCCUCCCGUGAGAAUAUCAGUGCUUGUAUUAUAUAUAAUAAUAUCACUAAAAUAUGGCCAGCUUUAUUUGAAAAUACAUUCCUUGUGCUUCUCAGAAUCUAAAAUAAACCGUCAGCCAAACCACUGCGUAAUUCUAUGAAUAUUGCACAUAUCUUUUUAUUAGUGUAAAAAAAAAAAAACAAACUUGAUUUUUUUCAAAAUAGUACAUAAUUUGAAUUUAACUUGGCUUUUAAACGGGUUUGGGUUGUCUGAUUAUUUUCGUAAAACCAAAAUUAUUAAUUCUCGAUUCAAUUAGACCCACUUAUCUGGAUCACAUUUAAUGACAAGUACCUACCUUAAAACGCUGCAAUUAUUAGUCAACGCGAAAUCCGUUUCAAUGAUUUCCGGCACAAUAUAAUUACGGUUUUGAUAAUGAAAACCACUUUCUCGAUGGUUAAACCUAAUAUAAACUGUUUGCAAAACAAUCAAUAAAAUUACAAUUAAAUAGUGAAAUAUAUUAUAUAAUAAAUUACUUCCAUUAAAAAUUUAAAUGUCUCUAAUGACCUAAGGUUCAGUCAUAGUUCCUUUAUACUAGUACACAAGUACCACACCCAAAAUGGUGAUAAGUGAAGUAGAAUUUUCAAGUUUAAUUUAAUUUAUUUUAUUUUAUUUAUCUUCAUUUAAAGAUAAAUAGAAAUCCAAGAUAAACAAAUAUUGUAUUUUGCAAACUGGUAGGUACGCUCAAAUAAGAUAUUAUUAUGUAUAUAGGUACCUAUUUACUGUAAUAGAAAUAGAUAACUGUUCGCCAGCUAUAAUAAAAAUGCUGAUUUCACCGAAUCAACAGAAACCGCAGAAUGUAUUCUUAACAAAAAAAUAAUAGAAUGAAGUUAAAUGUUCAGGUCACAUCUAUCCAAUUACAUAUAUUAUUUGAAAUUGUGUUUUUUAUCAAUUUGAUUUGUUUAGGUGCUGCUCUAAAAUGCUACGAAUGCAAUAAUAGGUUGAAUACGAAUUGCAGUGACCCAUUUAUAAUAGAUAAUACUAUGUUAGUCGAUUGUAAGAAAAAUUGCAGUAAAAUUGUAUUUAAUGGUAAGUAUUAUCAAUGAGUUAUACCUUUUUUGUUUUUAAAUCAAGGUCUAUGAAUACUUUCAAUGUGACGAACUUUACAAAACAUCUAUUCCACAAAACACGAACAAUAAUAAUAAAUUAUUAAUUCGUUAUAAAAAUCAUGAUUUAAAUUUAAAUUAUUAAUGUACAUCAAUCAAUUCACGUUUGUUGCAUAGAUGGCUAUAACGUGUUCAGAGAAUGUGUUUCCGAUAAUGACGUCUGCGAGAAAGUGGAAAAAUCGGUUAAGUAUUGUUCCACCUGUGCCACAGAUAAAUGCAACGGUUCGAGUUCAUUGAAAUCUUCGCUAAUCGCAAUCGUUUCCAUUGCAGCAAUGGCCACGUAUUUAUUCUACGGGUUACAUUGAAAAAUCCAAAAAAGCUUACUUGACGAUGACUGUAAUUUACUUAAAUUAUUUAUUAUUACCAUUAUAAUAAAGCCCUCGGCCAUAUUGGGCUUACUUUGUAAAUUGUAAACGCGUCCUCCUUCAAUAUAAUUAGGUAUUAUAAUAUUAUUGUACUUUGUAAAACAGAGAGAUUGCAUGAGCGAUUCUUUUUUUCAUGAUAUAUUUAAAAACAUGUACCAAUUUCAACAUUCAAAUGUAUUUUAACU